Drosophila takahashii is the source of this 1102-nucleotide messenger RNA. RefSeq lists its product as uncharacterized. NCBI's taxonomy places the organism in Eukaryota, Metazoa, Arthropoda, Insecta, Diptera, Drosophilidae. The record is from RefSeq and is a predicted model, not a curated record.
UUUGCGCAUUUAUUUUUGCCGCCAAUAAAUGUGAAAUGAAUGUGUCUGCGGCUUCGUUUAAUAACUCCUUCGUGGAGGAGGACGAAAUACGCCUCGGCUAUAACCACGAGAACAUCAAGACCUUCCUGGGGAAGUCGUCCAUCAAGGAUUUGUUUCCGUUCGCAAAUGACACCUCAGACGCCAAGCAGUUGCUAGAUCGUUUUGUGGCCACCUUAUCCGGGAAGCUCGAGCUGCGUCUGGAGAAUCUCCUGGAUCUGUUUACCCUGUCCAUUAUGAUGGUGACGUACCAAAGAGACAACUUAUUGCUGACGAAGGAGCGUUUUAUGCUGGUGGAUGCGGUCAGUCAUCUGGCGGAUUCCCUGAAUUCAGAAGAGCUGAACUACAUGGCCACUGGUUUGUACGACAACUUAAUAAGAGGCGUGGGAUUAGAGCGCCUGGAAAGUGUCCUGGACAUGCAGGCCGCCAUUCCCUCCUUGGUGGCUUCCUGCAGACUGGGCAACAAUAUUGCUGUGGCCCUGCUGCUCACCAUUAUGGGGCAGUACACGGGAGUACCAGUUCAAUUGGAUAACAAAGAAAGUGCCCACAAGGCUUUCGAAAUGGCCAAAUUGAUCAACUGGCAGCAGCUGGCGGACAGUGGCCGCCAAGCGGACAUGUUUAUGCUGGUUAGAACCUUCAGCCUGAUCAUCAAUUGCCGCCGGGUACGCGAAGAGUGUCUAGACUGGAAGGAUAACCUGGGUGCGGAGAUACACAAGUACUUCCUUCAAGUGCGCAAGGCUUUCGAUCACACUGCUGCCUUUGGAUCCUUCGAAAUGAUGAUUGAGCGCUUCAUCGCUUACUGUGUGGUUCGCGGAGCCACAACCACACCUCAACUUUGCAACUACAAGAUUUCCGAGCUCACGAAUUCAGAGUCUCAAAAUAUGUGGGAUUAAGUGUGAUAUUGACAAAGAUUCCUAUACCUGUUAAUGAACCUAGACUUAUACGAAGAGCAUUAUGUGAAGUGCACAUAUUUAGCAUACAGCUGAGAUCAAAAAGGAAGACCAAAUUUUAAUCUGUUAAGUAGUGAACUUAAGCUUGUUUCUUUUUAAUAAAGUAGAUUAAUUUC